Messenger RNA from Camelina sativa (false flax), 1442 nucleotides. RefSeq lists its product as uncharacterized. The record is from RefSeq and is a predicted model, not a curated record. Lineage: Eukaryota; Viridiplantae; Streptophyta; Magnoliopsida; Brassicales; Brassicaceae.
CUGAAACCUAAAAAAGCUAAAGAGACGAACUUUGCAAUUGUGAACUUUCGAAAAAAUGAACACAACCUCUGAUCUCCUCCAUGGCCGUCUUCUCCGAUUAUCUAAACAAAUAACAGAGAUUCUCAGACGCACACAGUACACACCGCAAGAGAGCAGCAAAGUAUCAACCAAAGAUAUACUUUUUUCCUUGUUACCAAACACUUCGUCUCUUCACCAAGUCAAUGAAGAAGAAUCGAUCAAGAAUCUCGCGCUUGCUUGUGCACUUCUCUCUUCUUCACGUUCCUCCACUCACGAACUACUCUCAUGGAUUCCAGAUAACCUCUCUGCCAUUGGGGAGUCUACAUUUCGAGAGAUUGUUUCAGUGAUUGAAUUGUUACCGAUUGUUUUGCCGGAGCUGAAAGAUGGAAUCGAAAAGAGUUCACUUGGUAAGAGCAGUGAUGCAGAGGAUGUUGUAGCUGCAAUGGCGAGAACACCUGUUGGUUAUGCGAUCAUUGCGGCUCACCAGCUCAGGUGGUUUGUGACUCAGGUUGAGAAACCAAAUCUGGUGAAAUUUUGCAACUUGGUGGUUCCUUGUGCUUUGACAGCACUUGAUCAUUGGUCUCCUGAAGUCAAAGGGCAAGGUAUGAUAAACUUGGUUCAUCUUGCUAAAAAUGUGACUUCAGGUGACCUCGGUUUGUAUGGAGAUGUGGUUCUUGAUGCCUGUUGCCAGAAUAUAGCUUCUGAUGAUGAGAUUUGGAUACAUGUGGUGGAGUUAUCAGUGCUUCUUGUGACUAAAAUCCACCCAAAUAAUCCCCGUAGCCCGUGGUACGAGAAGCUUAUGAAUGAGAUGCUUGGCCAUUUGGAACGCCAACCAAGAAAUAAGGAGCGACGUAUAGCUUGGCUAAGAUUCAUUGAGCCACUCUUGAACGCUCUAGGGCUUUUCUUACUUGCUCAUUUUCGACGUAUCUUCCCUCUUUUCUUUCAGUGGAUGCAUUCAGACGAUGCUGAAACUGUUUUGUUGGUUCUUGAGAGACUGGAGACGGUUGUGAGGUUGACGUGGAUUAGAAACUCACCUUUCAUCCCAAGAUUGGUGGAGGAGCUAGUUGCCUUGUACAAAGAGUCAUCAACGCGUAAAGAUCGCGAUGAUAUUAGACCUCUUAUACUCCGUUUCUUGCUGCUACUCCGCCAGUGCAAAAGCUUACAAUUUGAGUCAGCUUGGAGUCAGUACCAGGAGGAUCCAAAUCUGAGCACUGUUAGUGGAUAUAUAUGGGCUAGCUCAAGUUGAUAUUACGAGCCUCUGUUUGACUUAUAGGCCUACGGUUCAUGACAAAAGCAGUCAUUCUUUUCUCUUCUAGUUCUCUGAUAAUUAGUUUUGUCAAGGCCGAGUUAUGCUCUGUAAUUAAUGGCUAAUUUAUGUGUUUUUGUAUGAAUUUGGUUCUUUGAAGCUAUUCCCAUUUGCUGCA